AAGUUUAUCGCCGCCGCCUGCGGCGUGGAGAUUAUCGUCAAGUGGUCAUACAACUUACACAGUCACCAGCCGCUAUCGCCUCCGUCGUCUCGCACCUGCACCACGGCGCGGGCCUUCGUCAACGGGGAGACUACUGCGGCCGACGCAGCUAGUGAGCAGUGAGCAGUUUCCGAGGGGCGUUGCUCAGGACUCAACCUCUGCAUUGCAAUGGCCUCAUCCUCACUUCUAUGAGAGAAUCCAUGUUCCAUUGUUCCUGCCCAAGGGCAGUCAUAAUAAUGAGAAGCAUCAUAGUGUUGGGUUUGGAUCCAUCAUCCAUGUGGUAAAAGUACAAAGUAGUGAGAUUCUUCUACCAAAGCGAAACAUGGCGCAUCUGAAUCCAUAAGCAGGUCCGAGGUUUUCAUCUACUGGAGGGUUGCUUUGCCGCUUGAUUCCAAUGGACCCCAAGGUGUAGGUUCGAUUCAGUUUAGCUGACGAGACUAAAAUCCGUAUGCGCAUCAUCAUCGUACUGGUCUAAAGCACUCCAAAAAUUUAUGCAGAUUACACUGUCAUGUAUGUAAGAUACCACCUACGUUUUACUGGCUCGAUUUUUUGAAAGUUUGCAUCAACGUGGUAAGACAUUUGAUGGUGAUGGGAUGAGAUGAGAUGAGAUGCCAUGCGUCGUAAUUGUGAUGUGCGUUAAGCUUCACAAUAAAAAAGGAAACCCACUUUAUUUCCACUUCAUCUGUUAGCUCCUCGCCAUGAUCAAUGCUACGUACAUGAACUCCCAUCCGUGAUCAAUACUACGUGCUGUAUAAGUUUCACUACGCACGCACGUCAGAAGCUGCGCGCGCACAAGCCCCCGGGUUCUUCUCCGUUCUCACAGCUCCACCACGGCAAUGGCGACGACACUGAGCAUUGCACCAGAAGCAAACCACAAAGCUCUCCUCGCCGCCCUGCUCUGCGCCGCCGUCACCGCCUCCUUCCUCCCCGGAUCAUCCGCCGCCGCCGCGCCGUCGUCCCAGCUGGUUUCCCAGACCUGCCGCAGGACGUCCAACCAUCGCCUCUGCGCCGACCUGCUCCGGUCCAGCAACCGGAGCAGCGCCGCCACGAGCGUCCGGGAGCUCGCCGUCGUGGCGGUGACGGCCGCCAGGAGGUCGGCGCUGCGCGCCAGGAUGCGCGCGCUGGACCUGGCCCACGAGGGGGGAGGGACGGUGUCGUGCCGGCUGGCGGCGCGGUGCGCGGCGCUGUACGCGGUCUGCCUCCGCGCCGGCGCGCAGGCGGUGGGCAGGGUGUCCACCAUGCCGGCGUACGAGCACGACGGCCGCGCGGCCGACGCCGUGAGCGCCCUGCGCAGGUUCCCGGAGAAGUGCGUGGGGCUCUUCAGAGAGAGGGGGAUCGCGUCGCCGCUGGAGCGGGUGAGCAGGGAGGUGGAGGAGAAGCUGGGCGUCGCGUCGGAGAUUGUUCGCUUGUCGCGCUAGGAUUGCGUCGAUCUGUGGUGACGGAUUUGGAUUUUGGAGCUGAUAAUAAGUGCGUGGGUGGUAUGUGCUACAGUAAAGCGCAGAGAAGGUACAAUGAAAUGUUCGCGCCAAUCUAGCU
Setaria italica (foxtail millet) is the source of this 1575-nucleotide messenger RNA. RefSeq lists its product as uncharacterized. The transcript has a single exon. NCBI's taxonomy places the organism in Eukaryota, Viridiplantae, Streptophyta, Magnoliopsida, Poales, Poaceae. The record is from RefSeq and is a predicted model, not a curated record. Gene Ontology annotation, molecular function: enzyme inhibitor activity. The coding region runs from base 876 to 1457 and encodes 193 amino acids.